Molecule: messenger RNA, 975 nt
Organism: Strongyloides ratti
Lineage: Eukaryota; Metazoa; Nematoda; Chromadorea; Rhabditida; Strongyloididae
Product: Deoxyhypusine hydroxylase
Exons: 2
Coding region: 1-975 (324 amino acids)
Biological process (GO): peptidyl-hypusine biosynthetic process
Molecular function (GO): deoxyhypusine monooxygenase activity
Source: RefSeq, a predicted model, not a curated record
AUGGAUGAUCAAACACAGAAAGAUGUUGUUUUAAAUGACAAAAUUGGACAUUAUUUUGGUGAUCUAAAUAUGACUAAUUUGACGGAUCAACAAUUUCUCGAUGAAUGGGGAAGAAUUUUAAUAAAUCCUGAACAACCAAUGAAAAGGAGGUUUAUGGCUUUGAUGCAGUUACGUUCAGCACCAUGUAAUCGUUCCGCCAAUUGGAUUGUUCGUGCAUUUCUAGAUGAUUCUGCACUUCUUAAACAUGAACUUGCUUUUUGUUUAGGACAAAUGAGAGCAAAAGUUGCCAUACCAACUUUAUUUGAUAUUUUAAAGAAGAAAGAUGAAGAUCCAAUGGUUCGUCAUGAAGCAGCAGAAGCUUUAGGUGCUAUGGGUGAUCCUACUGUUAUAAAUGAAUUAAAACCAUUUCUGGAAGAUUCAAAUAGAGAAGUUCGCGAGACAGUAGAAUUAGCUAUUGAACGAUUAAAAUUUUUUGAAGAUAAGCCUAAAGGUUUUAUUGAUGGUAAUGAUAAAUUUUACAAUACUGUUGAUCCUGCACCUCCAAUGGAAAAUAAUAAUGUAGAUGAAUUAGAAAAAAUUCUUACAGAUCCAAAUGAAAAACUUUUUAAUAGAUAUAGAGCUUUAUUUGCAUUAAGAAAUUUAAGUACAGAUGAAUCAAUUAUGGCUAUUUCACGGGCACUUGAAUGUGAAGGUGCUUUAUUAAAACAUGAGAUAGCAUAUGUUCUUGGACAAAUUCAAUCACCAUUAGCUGUUGAAGAAUUGACAAAAAAAUUGAAAAAUGAGGAUGAAUUACCCAUGGUUAGACAUGAAGCUGCAGAAGCUUUAGGUUCUAUUGGAACUAAAAAGUGUGAAGAAAUUUUGACAGAACAUAUAAAAGAUAGUGAAAGAGUUGUUAGAGAAAGUGUUGAAGUUGCAAUGUCAAUUGUAGAUUAUAACCAGAAUGGUGAACCAAUUUUUGAAUUUGUAAAAGAGUAA